This is a messenger RNA of Austrofundulus limnaeus, 688 nucleotides long. Its product is annotated as nudC domain-containing protein 1. Lineage: Eukaryota; Metazoa; Chordata; Actinopteri; Cyprinodontiformes; Rivulidae. The record is from RefSeq and is a predicted model, not a curated record.
GUGAACCUUGGCAGCCAUCAGUACCUGUUCACGGUCCAGGUGGACCCAUCUGAGAUGCCGUGUCUUUGUCUCCGUCACGAUGUGGAUGCCCUGCUGUGGCAGCCCCGCCCGGACCGGCCCGAGGACCUGUGGGAACACGUGGCCACCUUCAACGCUUUGGGUUACGUCCAGGCGUCCAAGCGAGACAAGAAGUUUGCCACCUGCGCUCCCAACUUCUCCUACGCGGCGCUGUGCGAGUGUCUCCGCCGCACCUUCAUCUACUGCCAGCCAUCCCCCGUGGACACGGUCCUCGUCAACAGGAAGCAGGCGCGUCAGGUGGGACAGGUGGCCAAGCAACAGGUGGCCAGCCUGGACUCGGACAAGUCCAUCCUGGGCUUCAGAGCGUCCAACGAGAGGCUGUUCGUCCUGACGUCCACUCACCUGUUUGUCCUGAAGGUCAAUAAUUAGACCUGAGACACUCCGGGGUCCUGGGUCAGAGAAUCUGAGCCAAUCAGAUCGUCUCGUUUCCUGGGUCAGCGAAUCUGAGCCAAUCAGAUCGUCUCGUUUCCUGGGUCAGAGAAGCAGAGCCAAUCAGAUCGUCUCGUUUCCUGGGUCAGAGAAGCAGAGCCAAUCAGAUCGUCUCGUUUCCUGUCUCAUUAAAAGAAUGAAGUUUACCUUUAAUACAGAAAAUAAAGCUUUGAAAUGAGAA